Messenger RNA from Staurois parvus, 852 nucleotides. Lineage: Eukaryota; Metazoa; Chordata; Amphibia; Anura; Ranidae. The record is from the annotation of a GenBank genome assembly.
AUGAGGGUGAAGGUCAUCUCUGUCCUGGACGACAACUACAUGUAUCUGAUCAUAGAAGAACGUACAAAAGACGCUAUUGCAGUUGACGCCUCUGUUUCCAAAAAGCUGCUGGAUAUUGUGCGGAAAGAGGAUGCCAAUCUGAAGGCCAUCUUGACCACACACCACCACCUCGAUCAUUCCCGGGGAAAUGCAGAUCUCGUACAGCGAUUCCCUGACUUACCUGUGUAUGGCGCUGAUGACCGGAUAGGAGGCCUAACUCACAAAGUUAUUCACAACCAGGUGCUAAAGUUUGGAGACAUAAACGUCAGAUGCCUCUUCACCCCGUGCCACACGACCGGCCAUAUCUGCUUCUAUAUGUGGGAAGAUGGCUGUCCUGACGCUCCUGCACUUUUCUCAGGUGACACGUUGUUUAUUGGAGGUUGUGGCCAGUUCUUCGAAGGGACAGCUGACCAAAUGUACAAAAAUUUGCUGGAAACGCUCAGCUCUCUUCCUCCUGAAACGAAAGUGUUCUGUGGCCAUGAAUACACUGUGAGGAACCUAAAGUUUGCACUAAAAGUGGAACCAGACAAUGAACACGUGAAGGAGAAGCUGGCCUGGGCAAAGGCUAGAGAUGAAGAUGACAUUCCUACUGUCCCAUCCAGCCUGGAGGAAGAGUUCCUGUAUAAUCCUUUUAUGAGAGUGAGGGAGGAGGCUGUACAGAAAUUCACAGGGAAGACGGAUCCAGUGGAAGUAAUGAGGGUAUUGCGGAAAGAGAAGGACGAAUUCAAAAAGCCAAAAGAUCGACUGCCAAUCCCAGCACUGCUUGCCUAUCAGUGGGGUCUUCUCAGCCAAUCACUGCCUGCGCAGAAAUAG